AUGCCACAAACGUACGAAGAGGAGAAGGUGCUCAUCGACGAGAUCAACAGCAAGCUAAGCGCCAAGGACCUGGCCAGCGCCGCGCGGUUGCGCAACAUCGGAAUCUCCGCGCACAUCGACUCCGGCAAAACCACCUUCACCGAGCGGGUGCUCUACUAUACGGGCCGGAUCAAGGCCAUCCACGAGGUGCGGGGCCGCGACUCGGUGGGCGCCAAAAUGGACCACAUGGACCUUGAGCGCGAGAAGGGCAUCACCAUCCAGUCCGCGGCCACGUACUGCCUGUGGGAGAAGGACGGGCAGGACUUCCACUUCAACUUGAUCGACACGCCCGGCCACGUGGACUUCACCAUCGAGGUGGAGCGUGCGCUCCGCGUGCUUGACGGCGCGGUGCUCGUGGUGUGCGCCGUGAGCGGCGUGCAGUCGCAGACGGUCACGGUGGACCGCCAGAUGCGGCGCUACAACGUGCCGCGCGUGACGUUCAUCAACAAGAUGGACCGCAUGGGCGCCAACCCGUUCCGCGUGAUCGAGCAGAUCAACUUGAAGUUGAAGACGCCCGCCGCGGCGCUCCAGGUGCCCAUCGGCGCGGAGGAGAACUUGCGCGGCGUCGUCAACGUCAUUGACCGCGUGGCCAUCUACAACGAGGGCGCGCAGGGCGAGGAGUUGAACGUGACGCCCGACAUUCCCGCGGACUUGGUGGACUUGGUCGAGGAGAAGCGCCAGGUCUUGAUCGAGACGCUUGCCGACGUCGACGAGGAGAUCGCCGACAUCUACCUCGAGGGCGAGGAGCCGUCCACAGAGCAGAUCAAGCAGGCCAUCCGCCGCGCCACCAUCGCGCGCCGCUUCACGCCCGUGCUCAUGGGCUCCGCGCUCGCCAACAAGGGCGUGCAGCCGGUCUUGGACGCCGUCGUCGACUACUUGCCGCAGCCCAACGAGGUCUUGAACACGGGGCUCGAGCUCGUUGCACACGAGGAGAAGCCCGUCAAGUUGAUUCCCUCGUCCACCGAGCCCUUCGUGGGCUUGGCCUUCAAGUUGGAGGAGGGCAAGUACGGCCAGUUGACGUACAUCCGCGUGUACCAGGGCAAGUUGAAGAAGGGCGCGUACAUGAACCACGUCAAGCUGGGCAAGAAGCUCAAGAUCUCCCGCUUGGUGAGAAUGCACUCCAGCGACAUGGAGGACGUCGACGAGAUCGGCGCGGGCGAGAUCUGCGCCACCUUCGGUAUCGACUGCGCCUCGGGCGACACCUUCAUCGGCCAGGGAUCCGCGAAGAACAUCACCAUGAGCUCCAUGUUUGUGCCUGACGCGGUCAUCUCCUUGUCCAUCGAGCCAAAGGUCAAGGACAACGGCAACUUCUCCAAGGCCAUGAACAGGUUCCAGAAGGAGGACCCCACCUUCCGCGUGCGCUACGACCCGGAGUCCAAGGAAACCAUCAUCUCCGGAAUGGGCGAGUUGCACUUGGAGAUCUACGUCGAGAGAAUCAAGCGUGAGUACGGCGUCGACUGUGUCACGGGCAGACCCCAGGUCGCCUACCGUGAGGCCAUCACCACGGCCACCGAGUUCGACUACACCCACAAGAAGCAGAGUGGUGGUGCGGGUCAGUUCGGUAAGGUCAUGGGUACCUUUUCGCCCGUCGAGGGCGAGAACCAGUUCUCGCAACACGUGGUUGGCGGCCGUAUCUCCGAGAAGUUCUUGUUUGCGUGUCAGAAGGGGUUCGAGGACUGUUUGGAGAAGGGUCCUUUGAUCGGUCAUCGUGUUUUGGGUGUGCACAUGCAUAUCAACGAUGGUCAGUCUCACAUGGUCGAUUCCUCUGAGUUGUCGUUUAGACUCGCUGCCCACGGUGCGUUCAAGCAGGCUUUCUUGAAGGCCAACCCGGUCAUCUUGGAGCCCAUCAUGACCGUCGAGGUCAGUGCGCCAAACGAGUUCCAGGGUAACGUCGUCAGUUUGGUCAACAAGCUUGGUGGUAUGAUCAUGGACACUGCCAAUGGGCAGGAUGAGUUCACCAUCACCGCCGAGUGCUCGUUGAACUCCAUGUUUGGCUUCGCCACGUCCUUGAGAGCGUCCACUCAGGGCAAGGGUGAGUUCUCUUUGGAGUUCCUCAAGUACGCCCAGACCUCGCCUCAGUUGCAGAGAGAGUUGAUUGCCGAGGCCGAGAAAAAGAGAAAGUAG
Molecule: messenger RNA, 2163 nt
Organism: Metschnikowia bicuspidata var. bicuspidata NRRL YB-4993
Lineage: Eukaryota; Fungi; Ascomycota; Pichiomycetes; Serinales; Metschnikowiaceae
Exons: 1
Coding region: 1-2163 (720 amino acids)
Biological process (GO): mitochondrial translational elongation
Cellular component (GO): mitochondrion
Molecular function (GO): GTP binding; GTPase activity; translation elongation factor activity
Source: RefSeq, a predicted model, not a curated record